Molecule: messenger RNA, 3931 nt
Organism: Engraulis encrasicolus (European anchovy)
Lineage: Eukaryota; Metazoa; Chordata; Actinopteri; Clupeiformes; Engraulidae
Gene: cdr2a
Product: cerebellar degeneration-related protein 2a
Exons: 5
Coding region: 172-1722 (516 amino acids)
Source: RefSeq, a predicted model, not a curated record
UAGGAGUGGAGGAGUUUGCCACGUUGCUGGAGACGCCGGGGGUGCGCAGGAUGUUGUGAGUGACUGAGGCAAUACGAUGUAAACCCAGUGGGAUGAACGAAGAAGUUAGAGGACAAAACAGCUGGUGGAGUUAAGUGUGUUGGCUGGACACCGGGCGGCAUCACCGUUAAAAUGUUGACAGACGUGGUUAUCGAGGAGGAUUUUGAGCUGAGAAGCGAGGAGCUUUGGUACAGCAAGCAGGAUCUGGAGAAUGAUUUACACUUGGCCGCGGAGCUUGGCAAAACCCUGUUGGACAGAAACCAUGAGUUGGAACAGAGCCUACAGCAGAUGUACACUAACAACCAGGAGCAGCUGCAGGAAAUCGAGUACCUGACGAAGCAGAUGGACGUGCUGCGUCAGAUGAAUGAGCAGCAUGCCAAGGUGUACGAGCAGCUGGACGGGGUGGCCCGGGAGCUGGAGCAGGGCAACCGCAAACUCGUGAAGGACAACCGCAACGCCCAGCAGAGGAUCCAGAGCCUGACGGAGACGGUGGACUCGCUGCAGUCCCACAUGGAGGAUCUUCAGGAGCAGGUGGAGCAGCUGACGGCGGCCCAGUCGGAGCGCGCCCGGCGCGAACAGGCGCUGCAGGCCCAGCGGCGCUCCAGCCUCACUGCCCAGAGCGUGCCCUGUCUCAAGGACCUCUACGACCUCCAACAGGACAGGUACCUGCUGGGCGAUGACAUCACAGUGGGUGAUCAUCCCUGGCUGCUGAAGCCCAAAAAACCCGACGAAGAAGAAGAAGAGAGACAAUACGAGGAAGUGAAAGAAGAUGAAGAGGAUGAAGAAGACGGCGAUGAAGAGCGUACAGCCUUGCGAGGCCUGGUCCAGACCUUGGAGGCCCAGCUGGAGGUGGAGCGCUCGCGGCGGCACGAGGCCGAGCAGGAGACGGAGGCCACGCUGGAGGAGAACGGCGUCCUGUCCCAGCGUCUGGCCGCCCUGCAGCACUGCCAGGCCCGGCAGGCGGAGCUGGAGGUCGAGGUGGAGGAGCUGAGGCAGCUGUGGAGGGCGGAGGUGGCCACCUCCAGGAAGAAGGUGCCUGAUGACGUGUUCAUCUCCACGGACGAUCAGCUGGGAGACGGAGCAGUGGAGGAGGAGGAGGAUGAGGAGAAGAGGGAAGGAGACGAAGACGACGAAGAGGAGGAUGAGGAAGAUGAGGAGGAGCGAGGAGCGGUAAAGCCGCGGGGACGGUGCCAGAGUGAGGGUGCCAUCCAGGGUGCCAGCGGUGCCGAGCUGCGUCGCCGCCACCGGCCCACCUGCGCCCGCCGGCCCCGGGCCCUGCUGAACCAGCGCGGUGUGUCCCUGCUCAGCGAGGUGGACGCCCAGUACAGUGCCCUCCAGAGGCAGUACGACGAACUGCUGCGCCGUUGCCAGCUCAGCGCCAGCUCCAACUCAAACAAGGCCGUGCAGACGCCCGUGGGAACCGCCUCCGCUUCUCAACCGCCAGUCAACCCUUACGCCACCGCCCACGCUCACGCCCACGCCGCGGCACAUACCCGCCGUCGGCUGUCCAGCUGCGCCUCCAGCGAGCCCCCCGAGUACAAAGCCCUGUUCAUGGAGAUCUUCAACUGCAUCCAGAAGACCAAGGCGGACCUGAGUGACAGCAGCGUCCACAGCAUCCAGAUGAUCCAGGGGAGCCAGUCCAGACGGCAGAGCCAGCCCAGCCAGACUGACGACACCUGGUGACUCCUCCUGACCCAUGUGGUCGAGGGGAUCGCUUGUCUGUGCAGCUUGGAGAGCUCGUCCCUCUUUGCCCUGUCGUGGGGCUGGGACUGGGACUGCAGCUUACUCUAGGCUUCUUGCAUAUGGACUCACUGGACAAGCUGUCUGGGGAGCUCUCAGUGGAGGCAACUUUUUUGUUGUUGUUUGACUUGGACAUAACAUCUACAGUACAGUCGCAAGUGAAAUGGCAUUGUCUGCUUUUGCUAAGCUGGGUGCUGUGCAGGCUUUUGACCACGUAAAGGGUUGGAGCCCUCACAUUUUGUGUAUCUGUAAGGUUCCGUGCAAAGUGGAUUGAGUUUAGUAAAACACAAAAUAGACCUUACAUAAGCAUGCCUGCGGUGUAUACACACACAAGGAAAACAAGCUUAGAAGCCAAUGAAUGUAAUGAAGUAUUAUUUGCACUUGAUUGAUAAGUAGAGUAGUAUGAUGGAAGUGUUUUGAGACUGGACGACACAGGCAGGCAUAGAGAGGCAGAUCGGCAUGUGUGGCUGGCUUGCUUAUAAUCCGUGCUAUAGGUUCCUGUAGUAAAUGUGAAUGACGACGCAGCUGGAGUAUUCCAAGAACCUGGCUUAGAAGUGAACAAGGUUACCUUAACCUUGAGGUAGUGGUAACUCCUCUAAUAGAAGAGCCUGGAUGCCUCAUUUUCUCAACGAAAUCACAUCUGUGGGCUAUCUUUUAGCAGAUUUACCACUUCCUGUUGGUCAAUUUAGCCAGGUUUGUAACUUAACCAUGUUCAUGGAAUACCACUCUGAUGAGUUACUUUAAGGAUAGUGGUGAUGAGAAUCCAGUCCAAUGUCCAGAAGCCAGAUAGACUGUUCAAGUGUUACAUGAUGUAUACACCGUCUCGUAAACACAGAUAAACAAGCAGAUCUUUUUAUACAUGACUAUCAGGAAGAGGCUGUUCAGCUUUUCACAUCACGAAAAUCAUUUCUCUUUAUUAUUUAUUAUUUAUUUUGAAUACAUUCGUAUACAUAGGAAAGAGAUUCUAUUUAUUUUCUACCUUAUUUUUUCUCCAAUAUGUUUACAAUCGUUACUCAAUUCAGACUUUCGAAGUUCUUGUUCUCAUAAGUAAAUCGCAGGCCAGACUUAGCUCUGUAAGUUACUUAGUGGCGGCAGAAAUUAACUUUGGCACACUCUCCCUCAGCCAGCAUUACACAACAAGCAUAAUCUGAAACGCUGGAUUAAAAAAGAGCUGGAUAAGGAAUACAGCAUUUUGUAGCUGUCCACUUGAAGCUAAAAUGGGGUGAGAUUUUUGUUUUGUUUUGGUAAACAUUUGUUCAUUCCAGUGUUGCUGUAUUAAAUUGCAAUGUCGCAAUGUUAUAAAUGUGUACUUUAAUUUUCACAGGAGAAAACAAAACUGAGUAGUAAGGAGGGGGAUGUUUAGAAGGCAGCCAUUGCGUGAUUUAAAGAAUAGAGGAAUGCGGACGUCGGUGAAAGAAAAAGGGCUUGGAAAGGAUUUGUCAGGUAAUUGUUGUUGUGUGGCGUAAGAAAGUGGAUUAAUGGUUCAGUGAGGUGUGAAGCACGCAAUCUUGGAUGGUCUCCACCACUCCACUCUCGAGCAUUUUCUUGGCACAUGUUGGAGGUGGGUGGGAUUUAUUUCUGUUGAAAACAAAAAAUGUCGUAGAAAUGUCAAGUUGUCUCUUUAGUUUUCUUAUUAGUGUUUUUUUUCUUUUUACUUUUUCAUUUCCAUUUGUCCAAGAAAGUGUGGAAGGUGAAUGGGGGGAGAAUGGGUCACAAGAUUUUGUUAGUUUUCUGAUGUGUGUUCUGUAAUGUCUGCAUAUGAAAUGCCUUUGUAGUUCUUUAUAGUGCUGCAGUACAGACAGCUCUUGGGUGCAUUGCACGCAAAAAUUGGGAAAGACGUUUUGGGACAUUUAAUUAACGGAAAAUCCAGGUGCAUGUUCAUCUGUAGAUUGCAUACAGGGUUUUGCUGUCAGUGUUGGUAAGUAAGUAUGUAAGGGGUAAAUUGGAUUAAGUUAUACUUCAACUGCCUUUCAUUUCAAUUAGGACUCACUUGUCACUUCAAAUGCAUUUAAAGCAUUUGUAUUUUGGUUUUUUUUGACACUUUUUCAAAGAUUGUAGCAUAGCUUUUUGAUAUAAGCAGUAACAUCCUAUACAUUGAAAUUGUCAUGCCUGCUAAUAUAUGAUACAAAAAUAAAAUAUAUUUAAAAGCAUC